CUGAUGAUUAAUUCAGUUAAUCACUUUAACGGUUGAAUAAAAUUAAAAUUUCAGUUUCAGUUUUAAUUAGUCAAUUGUUUUCUUUUCUCUUAAUUUCUCUUCUCUUUAAUCAAUUGACAAUCGAUUAAUUAACAUGCUCUUCAACAAAUUACCUGAUGAUUGCCUGUUAAUGAUCUUUGAUUACUUUGAUUCUCUUGAAGAAUUGAUACAAUUAUCCAAAGUUUGUUCUAGAUGGGCUGAUUUAAUUUCUCUAAGAUUGUCCAAAGUUGAAUAUCUAUUAAGUGGUGGUAAUCGAUCAGACGAUCCGUCCAAAACUCUGAUGAUUAAUGAUGAUUUUCCAAUGAACAACAAUUUGAAUCUAACUGAAUACAUUCCCAAUUUUAAGAUUUUCCAGUUUGAAAAUAAUUCAAAACAAUGGAAUUUUGAAGCUUUCAAAAAACUGAUCACUGAGAAUCCAAGGAUUAAAGGAUUAAUUGCACCACCUCUUGAUCCAGAGUCGAAAGAUUUGACGAUUUUUGAUAAUAUCGAAAUGAUCGCUAGCGAUGUGGAUUUUCCCUUUACGGAAAUGCCAAGUCCUAAUCGGGUGACACAAUUUCAUAUAACCAAAACGAGUAUUGAGUUUUUGAUUUUCUUUGUGCCUUUCACCAAUUUGAAGCGAAUCCACGUAGAAACAGAAUGCUUGGAAGAGGACUUUUUCCCGCUGUUUUUCGGAUUGCAUAAAAAUCUCUCCAACUUGUUGAUACUCGAAUUUUCAACUAGUUCGUGGGAAGAGACGCACGGUGCGGGUUACAAUGUAAUAGAUUUUUGUCCAGCUCUUGAAAGUUUAUUCUUGCAAUUGUCAACUACCCCAUUUCGUUUCGAGGAAUCCAAGAAGAACUACAAUCUAAGAGACUUGGUCGUCGAAAGUCCCAUUAUUCAAGAUUGGACAUCUUUACGAAGUCUUUUGUCCAAAUUUCCAAAAUUGAACCAUCUCGCCAUCAGAAUCAGAUACGAAAUCAACCAUGAUAAUAUUGAAGAAUUGGUAUCAUUAUUGCCGGAGAUUAAAUUGUUGGAUUUCAGAGGAUACAGAAAUUUUACGAAAAAAUCAGCUGAUUAUUUGAGUGCUUAUUCCAGUAAAUUGGGUCGAUCAAUUGUCGUCUAUUAUAACUGCGAACAAGAGCCGUCCGAUUGGCCUAAAUUGGGACAUCGUGAUGAACGUAUUUGUUUCGGCUUCGAUUUCAUGAAAAAUUGUUUCUUCAAAUACUUUGAUCAACUUCCAUAUUUUUUGGACCAUUAAUUGAAGAUUUAGAUUUUUUUCUCAAAAUCUAUUUUAUAAUAAUAAUAAUUUGAUCUCUUCCAUGUUAAUUGUAACUUCGUUGCUACAAUUUAAGGAUAAUUGUUGAAAUUUAUCCAUAAAUUAAUCAACGAAAUUAACUAGACUGAUUGUCUUUUCAAUAGAUUGGCGAUUGAAAUUGUCCAUGAACUUGAUUCUUGAUUGUGAUUAAUUAAAUUUAAUUAACUGGUA
This is a messenger RNA of Panonychus citri (citrus red mite), 1504 nucleotides long. RefSeq lists its product as uncharacterized. Gene Ontology annotation, molecular function: protein binding. The record is from RefSeq and is a predicted model, not a curated record. The coding region runs from base 134 to 1276 and encodes 380 amino acids. The transcript is spliced from 6 exons. Lineage: Eukaryota; Metazoa; Arthropoda; Arachnida; Trombidiformes; Tetranychidae.